Molecule: messenger RNA, 1302 nt
Organism: Saccoglossus kowalevskii
Lineage: Eukaryota; Metazoa; Hemichordata; Enteropneusta; Harrimaniidae
Biological process (GO): positive regulation of neuron apoptotic process; apoptotic process; proteolysis
Cellular component (GO): cytoplasm
Molecular function (GO): cysteine-type endopeptidase activity
Source: RefSeq, a predicted model, not a curated record
AUGGAGGAUAUUCUGUGUUUGACAUUUGCUGACAUGGCUGAACAAUCAAAGAAGCGUAGAAAGUACAGUAACAAUAAAAGUAUACUGGUUGUCAAUGACGAAUGGGGGACUGCUAAAGGUGGCAUAUCAACGAUAAACCGAGAAGUAGCAAUCACUGCAGCCAACAACGGCAUUGAUGUCCAUGCACUAACACUAAGCACUACGUCAGAAGAUAAAGAUGAUGCAUUCGAAAAUGGAGUCACGCUUAUCACGCCAAAAAUUAAGAAACACCUUCAAGACAAAGAUCCUAGGCCAGACUGGUUCGUACUGCACGAGUCUUUCUUCCCGACUUUAGGUUGCAAUGUUACUGGAGUUGAAACAAUAAUCGGCCAUUUGCCAAUCACUGGCAAUGAAGCCAUAUCAUUGAAAGAAGAACUUUUCCCAGGCAAGAAACUUGUCCUGUUCAAUCACGUGAUCCCCGAGGACAUCGAACCGUAUAAAGAUGGUUGGACCCCAGAAAAAGUACAGAAUAGGGAGAGGGCGCUCUUCGAAAUCGCUGCUAAGGCAGAUGUAGUGUUCUCAGUAGGACCGCGGAUGUACAGACAUUUCGAGAAUAAAUAUCGUGCAUACACAUCAAAGACAGUGUGCCACAAGAAAUUUCUUCCACAGCCAAGUAAAAGGUUCUUCGACAUAGAAAUACGGAAACCAAAGGACGACGGACAAAUGCAGAUUCUUACAUUUGGUCGCAUUUUGGGCGUUGAGGAGUUGAAAGGGUAUGACAUCGUUGCCAAGGCAGUAGGGCGAGCGGUGAAGACCUUGCGCAAAGUAAAACCGCAGUGUUCACCAGUCUGGGUCAUCCGUGGUGUCCCAAAAGAGGAACAUCAACAGACUAGAGAGUUUCUCAACAAAUCACACGACUGUGAUUUUCUAGAGAUAAAACUAUAUCCCUAUGGAACCCAGGAUGAUAUACGUAUGGACCUAAAACAGAGCCACGUCUGUGUUAUGGGUUCCAGAUCAGAGCCGUUUGGUUUGGUCGGCAUGGAAGCGAUAGCAUCGGGACUACCCGUCCUUGUUACUGCCAACUCGGGUCUUGCAGAUUUCCUGUACGAGUCGUUUCGCCUUGAGGCUAAAGAAAUGGUAGUAGACGUCGGUGUCGGUGAAAUAGGAACAGGAAAAGACAUAGAAAUCUGGGCUGACAGAGUUACACAGAUCCUUAUGGAUUAUGACUAUGCCUUUAAAUUUGCUCAGCGAAUGAAAAAAUCAUUGCAGAAUUGCGACGCUAUUAACGACUCACAAAUAGAGUUCCGUAGAUUUUGCUUUUAG